This is a messenger RNA of Oryza brachyantha (malo sina), 1057 nucleotides long. RefSeq lists its product as uncharacterized. The record is from RefSeq and is a predicted model, not a curated record. Lineage: Eukaryota; Viridiplantae; Streptophyta; Magnoliopsida; Poales; Poaceae. The transcript is spliced from 7 exons. The coding region runs from base 21 to 809 and encodes 262 amino acids.
AAAAAAAUAAAAUAAAAAUUAUGGAUGCCUUCGGCUCCGUCUUCGGCGAGGCCAAGCCGCCGGAGCCGCCGCUGCGACCCCUCCUCUUCCACGCCCACUCCCAGGCUCUAUCCCUCCGCCUCGUCGCCACUGACCUCCACUCCCUCGCCUGGGACCGCUCCCUCUCCGUCUCCGACAUCGAUGACCUAAGAGACGACGUAGGGAUCGGCGGCUCAUGGUCUGACUUUCUGGAAUACCUCAAAUCCUGCCUCUCCUCUGGGGAAGUGAAGCUCCUCUUCGCUGCCAGUCCCGCCCCCCACCACCACAACCUGCCCUCCGAUACAGCUCUUGAUCGUGUCAAUCUUGUCGCUACAAAGGCAAAGGGGCUACCUCGCAUCACCAUCUCUCUCCACAGAGUUACUGCCUCCGCCGUGAACGAUGUCAUUGCCAAUUUCUCCCUAUCACUUUAUGCCGCUUAUAGGACUACGCAGGACCAUGCAUCCAGAGAACGGGAGCGAGCAUCACAACUGAUGGAGAGUCUAUCGUCCGAAAAAGAAAAGAAUGAAAUAAUGCAAAAACAGCUAGAAGCUCUUUCUUUUCUAGACAAAAGAAAGGCAACAAAGCCAAAGCUGGUGGCCAAUCAGUUUCCAGGCGUGUCUGGUGUGGCUCAGGGCUCCGAUCAGGUUAUUGUUCCAGCUGAGCAGCAAAUGCCAGUAGUUUCACCUAUCAAACUUCCUCCAGCUAAAGCCACGAAGAGAAUAGCCCCUGUAUCUCGAAGGGCAAGACGAGGAGCUUUGUUGCAAGAUACCGAAGAAAAUGUUGAAGAAUAGUUAGAAAUUGCUUCUUCUAUGUAUUGAUUAUAUAUAAACUUCUAAAGCAUGAGUAUGUGCUCUGUUAGUUUUGCGGUCAUUGCAUCAAACAUGUGAGAUCAAGCUAAUGAAUUUGUCACAAAUCCUGUUCAACUUUUGAUUACGCACCUCAUUUUUCUUCUUUUUACCUAUUUGGCUAAGCCAAGUGUAUUUAUCAUUUGUCUUUUAGCUGAUCCAGUACUACUUUUUCAAAAUUAUUAGUUAUUGUA